This is a messenger RNA of Thlaspi arvense, 3353 nucleotides long. NCBI's taxonomy places the organism in Eukaryota, Viridiplantae, Streptophyta, Magnoliopsida, Brassicales, Brassicaceae. The record is from the annotation of a GenBank genome assembly.
AAUUGUUGACUUACUCAUCAUCUCUGUCUCUCUCUCUCUCUCUCUAUUCUCAAAUGUCUUCGUGAGUCUCUUCGCAAUCCGUCACAUAAAACAAAAUCCCUUUCUUCACUCUCAUCGCAUCUCCCCACACAAUAAAAACCAUAACCAUUCGAAAAGGAAGGAAAAACAAAGAUCUCGAUUGAAUUCGAUUCAUCGAUUCGGAUCUUCGAGACCCUUUAUGUCAAUAUGUCGUUCAAUCGGCUUCUCUUCCCUUGCUUCCUCUUCAUCUCUCUCGUCCUCUCCGGCUUCGCAUCCUCUCAAACUUUACCCAAAGAAGAAGUGGAUGCUUUAAGAGCCAUAGCGACGGCGCUGAAGAAGAAUGAUUGGAAUUUCAGUGUGAAUCCAUGCGACCUCACUUUAUCCGGAGGAUGGAGAGAUCCAACCGCCGGCAAGGAUUUCCUAAACGACGUUACUUGUAACUGCUCCACCGUUUGCCACGUCACCAGCAUAGCUCUCAAGGCACAAAGCCUUCAAGGAACUCUUCCUAAAGAGUUGACGGGACUUCCUUUUCUGCAAGAGAUUGAUCUGACUAGAAACUAUCUCAACGGUUCCAUUCCCCCCGAAUGGGCAUCAUUGCCACUUGUCAACAUAUCACUACUUGGAAACCGGAUAACUGGUCGAAUCCCAAAAGAGAUUGGAAACAUUACAACCCUCGAGAGUUUUGUAGUGGAGUACAACCAGAUUUCAGGGGAGUUACCUCCAGAGCUCGGGAAUCUACCAAACAUUCAAAGACUCUUUGUUAGUUCGAACUAUUUGAGUGGGGACAUUCCAAGUACAUUUGCCAAACUUACUACAUUGACUGAUGUCCGUAUAAGUGACAACCAGUUCACUGGUACUAUACCAGAUUUCAUCCAGAACUGGACAAAUCUUAGCAAACUGGUUAUUCAAGGAAGUGGUUUAGUCGGACCGAUUCCUAGUACCAUUGCUCCUCUUAGGAUGUUAACAGAUUUGAGAAUCAGUGACUUGAAUGGACCCGGAUCUCCAUUUCCCCCACUGAAAAACAUGACAUCGAUGAAGUAUUUGAUUCUUAGGAACUGCAGUCUUACAGGAGAAUUACCUCCGUAUCUUGGACGGUUCACAGCGUUUAAACUCUUAGAUCUUGGCUUUAACAAACUAAGUGGACCAAUCCCGGUAGAGUAUGAAGCUCUUUCGAAUGUAGAUAACUUAUAUUUUACAAGUAACAUGUUAAACGGAGAGGUGCCACGCUGGAUGGCAGACAAAGGAGACAAGAUUGAUAUUACUUACAAUAACUUCUCCAAAGAUUCAAGAACCGCGGGAUGUAUACAGGCCGAUGUGAAUAUGUUUUCAAGCACAAGCCCUUUAGUGGCAAAUAACUACUCAGACGUUUCGUGUCUGAGUACCUACAGUUGUCCUAAACGACCUUUCUAUGGCCUUCAUAUAAACUGUGGUGGAAAUGAAGUAACAAUCAACGAUACUAAGUUUGACUCUGACGCAUCGGAGAAGGUCUUCUAUGAUAGUCAAAACGGUUGGGUUUCUAGUAACACGGAAAAGUUCUUGGAUGAUGAUCGGACUCCCAAAGGAACCUUAUGGACAAAUACGUCAGCGCUUAACACAACAGAUUCUAGACUUUAUACAAAUGCCCGUCUCUCGGCCAGCUCCCUCACUUACUAUGCCUUGUGUCUCGGAGAAGGAAACUACACGGUUAAUCUUCAUUUCGCUGAAAUUGUGUUCAGCGACGACAACACGUACAAAAGUUUGGGACGAAGAUUUUUUGACAUAUACGUCCAGGGUAAGCUUGAGAUUAAGGAUUUCAAUAUUGUAGAUGCGGCAAAAGGUGCUGGAAGAGCUGUGGUUAGGAGUUUCCAGGUCACGAUUACAAACACCAAAAAACUGGAAAUAAGAUUGCAGUGGGCUGGUAAAGGAACUCAAGCUUUGCCUGUAAGAGGUGUGUAUGGUCCUCUCAUAUCGGCUGUGUCGGUAGAUCCAAAUUUCGUUCCACCAAAGGAACCUGGCACUGGAAGUGGUGGAAGCUCUGUUGGUACAGUGGUUGGUGCUGUAAUCGGUUCAACGUUGUUUCUUGUGCUUUUAAUCGGCGGUAUCUUAUGGUGGAAAGGCUGCUUGAGACCCAAGAGUCAGAUGGAGAAAGAUUUCAAGAGCUUGGAUUUCCAGAUUAGUUCCUUCUCGCUGAGACAAAUCAAAGUUGCUACAGACAACUUUGAUCCCGAAAACAAGAUCGGAGAAGGCGGAUUCGGUCCUGUGCACAAGGUCCUCAAGAGACUCAGAUACGACUAGACUGGCCAACGAGGCAGAUGAUCUGCGUCGGGAUAGCGAGAGGACUAGCUUAUCUCCACGAGGAGUCAAGACUCAAGAUUGUGCACAGAGACAUCAAGGCAACUAAUGUCUUGCUGGACAAGGAACUAAACCCUAAGAUUUCGGAUUUUGGUCUUGCUAAGCUUGAUGAAGAAGAAAACACACACAUCAGCACCAAAGUUGCUGGAACAUAGUGAGUUAAUCAAUCAAUCAAUACAAGUUUCAGCUCUGUGAGAUUCCUAAUUAUAACCCCCAAAAAAAAAACCAAAACUUUGUUUAUGCAGCGGAUACAUGGCUCCAGAGUACGCCAUGAGAGGCCAUCUGACAGAUAAAGCAGACGUAUACAGUUUUGGUGUUGUGGCUUUAGAAAUCGUUAACGGGAGAAGCAACACGAGCGCAAGAUCCAAAGGCGAUACUUUCUACCUUCUUGACUGGGUACACGUUCUAAGGGAGCAAAACAAACUGAUGGAAGUAGUAGACGCGAGGCUAGGAACAGACUACAACAGAGAAGAAGCAAUGACGAUGAUCAAUAUCGGGAUCCUCUGCACCAGUCAAGUUCCGUCGGACAGACCGUCGAUGUCGACGGUGGUGAGUAUGCUCGAAGGACAUUCGACGGUGGAUGUUGAGGAGCUUCUAGAGGCUUCGUUCAGCAGAGGAAGCGACAAAGAUGAAGAGAGCGUGAGGGCGAUGAAGAAGCAUUACGCGAUGAUAAGUGGAGAGGAGAUGACGUAUACGACCAAUCAAACUACCACCACCGAGGGACCAUACACGUCGUCUUCUACCUCCACGGCCAACGCCGGCGAUCUUUAUCCUCUUAAGCUUGAUUCUGCUUAUUGGAACACUAGAACUUAAUUAUGUUUGUUUUUGCUACAAAAGAUUACGGAGUAAGUAAUUAUGACUUUUUGUAAAGUCUUUUACAAUUAUUUUAUUUAAGACAAAUUGAAGAUUACGUUUUUGAAACAGAAUAUGAGAUAUAUAUAUCUUAAGAGAAUCAAAAGGUCCAAAAACAAUUUAGAUGAAGUAAUGCGAAUGAAGACAAAACA